Messenger RNA from Pantherophis guttatus, 472 nucleotides. RefSeq lists its product as uncharacterized. NCBI's taxonomy places the organism in Eukaryota, Metazoa, Chordata, Lepidosauria, Squamata, Colubridae. The record is from RefSeq and is a predicted model, not a curated record.
UGGACAGGUCUGUGCAAAAGAAUCUGAUCUGGAUCACACAGAUUUUCCCUCCUGUUCAGCCUCAUCCCUUUUGCCAAGUCGAGCAUCUGAGCAAGAAUGAAGAAGGUGCUUCUCUGUGGGUUCUUCAUUCUGCUUUCUUCCACCCUGGCCCAUGGAAUCACCUGCUAUAGCUGCAAUGGGCCGUUUAAAGACAGAUGCCAAGACAAAGCAGAAAAGUGCAAGGAAGGCAUUAAUUUUUGUGUGACGGAAUCACUGUACUCAGAAGGUGGUCAAUUUCGGGGAGUCUAUGCUCGUUGUCCUAUAGGAAGUGACCAUUGGAGAUGUGGCACUACUCUCAGAUUUGUAACUGAAAUUCAAGUUCUAAAGUGUUGCAACAGUGACAGGUGCAAUGGGAAGCGUUCACCUUUUCCUCCACCUGAGUGUGCCAAGCCUGCUUUGGGGUGAUGAGGGAAAUCAGCCUGCCAUUCCUUCA